AUGUCGGCCGGACUUCUCUCUCAACUGCUGAGCUCCCCCUUACAGUUAAGUGCACCUGAGGCAGAGACGAGGCGUGAAUACGAUGCAAAUGCCCGCACUUUCGCCACACAACUUGCCAACGUGCCUACAGCACAGUGGUUGAAGGGAGCAGACACAGAUCAAGAUGUGCUCGUAUUAAUUGACCCCGCGGUCAACUCAAUAGGAUACGCCUAUGCUCUUCGCCACCGCAUCGGCACCUUAUUCGACAGAAGGAAUAUGCCCGAGGCGCUGCAGCCUGGAGGUGCAGUGUGGAACAAACUAGUACUGUUCUUGGAGACGGCAGAUCCUGUGCAGCUGCGAUAUGUUGGAAGGGAGUGGAGAACAUUGGUCGAGUUCACAGAGCAGAUUGCGCGCGCGUGUGGAUCACCUGGCCUCGCGAUUGCACCGAUACGCUCAGCCAUGACACGACUUGAUCCUACCACCGGCACCUUCACCUUGUUCCACCUCAGCUUCAUCCAGCUGUGCAUGGAGACGCGAUCGUACGCGGCCGCCGAACCGAUACUCGAUAAUCACAUCCAUACUUUGCCUACGAAGAUCCCUAUCGUGGUCCGCGAGGGUCUCGAAUACUCUGUUCCAUGCGCAGAUGUCACAAGCAGCGGGGAGUACAUCCACUUGAGUUCUGGCCACACUGAUAAGAUCACUUUGGCGGAAAUUCAGGAGUACUAUGUACUGGGGGCCAUGGCAUAUCUCGCAUUACGUCGUUUCAAGAAAGCACAGCACUUCCUGGAGCACGUGCUUGUGGUUCCUUCGACUAAUACUGCAAACGGUUUUAUGUUGGAGGCGUAUAAGAAGUGGGUGCUGAUGGGCACGAUUCCGCGGACAGCCAACGGUAAUGCCAUCAAGGCGGUUAAGGCAGCGUCAAAAGCGUACGAGGCGCUUGCGGAAGCGUACGGAGAGCUGGACAACAUGUCCAAGCUGAAGGCUCAGACGCAAGCUGGUGCUGAGAUUUGGGCAGAGGACGGGAAUAGUGGCCUCGUCACGGAACUCAGCAACAGUCAGACGCGGACCUAUGUUUCGCGGCUGUCACGGACUUACUCGGCGAUACCAGUCUCAAACAUUGCCACCCACCUGGGCGCUACGACGGACGAGAUGGUGCUGUAUGUCGAGAGUCUGAUCAAGGAUGGCCAUCUGAACGCGUGCUUGGAAGAGACGGACUUGUCGGAUAUAGGCGUGGUACUACGUUUCUACCUGGAUCCGACGCAGGGACCAUUGGCCAAGAGCGAGAAGCAGCAGCAACAGGCGCUGUUUGAGCAAACGAUGCGGACAAAUAGGCUUGCGGAACAAGUCAAGGACGCCGACUACCGCCUGACAUUGACCAAGGAGUACAUUGAGAACCAGAAACGCGUGACCAAGAGGUCGGGACCGCACGGCGAUGUUAUGGACACUGCAUGGGAUGACAGCAUUGACGCAGAAGAGGACAUAAUGAUUGACAUGCACUGA
This is a messenger RNA of Pyrenophora tritici-repentis Pt-1C-BFP, 1479 nucleotides long. The record is from RefSeq and is a predicted model, not a curated record. Lineage: Eukaryota; Fungi; Ascomycota; Dothideomycetes; Pleosporales; Pleosporaceae.